AUGGAGACGUCGGCCUCAGUCACUACCACGGAAAAGAAAGACGCCAAAAGUGGGAGCCUGGAGGGUACUGCUUUCCCCGACCCGGGCAGGAAGGCCUCGGCUCUUGCGGUGGCCACGGCGGUAGCUGCCCACGGAGUGCCGCAGCACCUUUUGCCACCGCUCCAUGCUCCCUUGCCGAUUGACAUGAGACACCAGGAGGGAAGGUACCAUUAUGAGCCCCACUCUGUCCACGGCAUGCCCGGGCCUCCUGCCCUGAGUGGCAGCCCUGUUAUCUCCGACAUCUCGUUGAUCCGGCUUUCCCCACACCCCGCCGGCCCUGGGGAGUCCCCCUUCAACGCCCCCCACCCAUACGUGAGCCCCCACAUGGAGCAUUACCUCCGUGCCAUGCACAGCAGCCCCACGCUCCCCGCGAUCUCUGCAGCCCGGGGUCUCAGCCCCGCUGAUGUGGCCCACGAGCACCUCAAGGAGAGGGGACUGUUUGGCCUCCCCCCUCCAGGCACCAACCCCUCAGACUAUUACCACCAGAUGACCCUUAUGGCGGGCCACCCUGCACCCUACGGGGACCUGCUGAUGCAGAGUGGGGGUGCUGCCAGUGCACCCCAUCUCCACGACUACCUCAAUCCAGUGGAUGUGUCACGUUUCUCCAGCCCACGGGUGACGCCCCGCCUGAGCCGCAAGCGGGCGCUGUCCAUCUCCCCGCUCUCGGACGCCAGCCUGGACCUGCAGCGGAUGAUCCGGACGUCCCCCAACUCGCUGGUGGCCUACAUCAACAACUCCCGGAGCAGCUCAGCGGCCAGCGGCUCCUACGGGCACCUGUCGGCAGGCACCCUCAGCCCCGCCUUCACCUUCCCCCACCCCAUCAACCCGGUGGCCUACCAGCAGAUCCUGAGCCAGCAGAGGGGCCUGGGCUCGGCCUUUGGACACACUCCGCCCUUGAUCCAGCCCUCGCCCACCUUCCUGACCCAGCAGCCCAUGCCCCUCGCCUCUCUCAACGCCACGGCCACGCAGCUCAGCAGCAGUAACUGUCCAAGCCACAGCACCCAGAACAAGCCGAGCAGCGAGUCGGCUGUGAGCAGCACCGUCAACCCCAUCGUCAUUCAUAAGCGCAGCAAGGUCAAGACAGAGGCCGAGGGCUUGCGGCCAGCCUCCCCAUUGACCCUGACGCAGGGGCAGGUGGCUGAAGGUGGCUCACCGUGGGUGUGCUCUGCUUCCCCCGCCCCCCGCCCCCAGGAGCAGCUGGCUGAGCUCAAGGAAGACCUGGACAGGGAUGACUGUAAGCAGGAGGCCGAGGUGAUCAUCUACGAGACCAACUGCCACUGGGAAGACUGCACCAAGGAGUACGACACGCAGGAACAGCUAGUGCAUCACAUCAACAAUGAGCACAUCCAUGGGGAGAAGAAGGAGUUUGUGUGCCGCUGGCAGGCCUGCACGCGCGAGCAGAAGCCCUUCAAGGCGCAGUACAUGCUGGUGGUGCACAUGCGUCGGCACACGGGCGAGAAGCCCCACAAGUGCACGUUCGAGGGCUGCUCAAAGGCCUACUCUCGCCUGGAGAACCUGAAGACUCACCUGCGGUCCCACACUGGGGAGAAACCAUACGUGUGCGAGCACGAGGGUUGCAACAAGGCCUUCUCCAAUGCCUCAGACCGCGCCAAGCAUCAGAACCGCACCCACUCCAACGAGAAACCCUAUAUCUGCAAGAUCCCAGGCUGCACCAAGCGAUACACGGACCCCAGCUCUCUCCGGAAGCACGUGAAAACAGUACACGGCCCAGAUGCUCAUGUCACCAAGAAGCAGCGCAACGACGUGCACCUCCGCGCCCCCCUGCUCAAGGAGAACGGGGACAAUGAGGCCAGUGCCGAGCCCGGCGGCCGGGGCUCUGAGGAGAGUGCCGAGGCCAGCCGCACCAGCCAGGCCGUGGAGGACUGCCUACACGUCAAAGCCAUCAAGACCGAGAGCUCCGGGCUGUGUCAGUCCAGCCCCGGGGCCCAGUCGUCCUGCAGCAGUGAGCCCUCUCCCCUGGGCAGUGCCCCCAACAAUGACAGCGGCGUGGAGAUGCCGGGGACAGGGCCCGGGAGCCUGGGAGACCUGACGGCUCUGGAGGACACGCCCCCGGGGGCCGAUGCCUCAGCCCUGGCCGCUCCCUCUGCUGGUGGCCUGCAGCUGCGCAAACAUAUGACCGCCAUGCACCGGUUUGAGCAGCUCAAGAAGGAGAAGCUCAAGUCACUCAAGGAUUCCUGCUCUUGGGCCGGGCCGGCUCCACACACCCGGAACACCAAGCUGCCUCCCCUCCCGGGAAGUGGCUCCAUCCUGGAAAACCUCGGCGGCGGGGGCGGCGGCGGCGGGCCGGCGGGGCUGCUGCCCAACCCGCGGCUGUCCGAGCUGUCCGCGAGCGAGGUGACCAUGCUGAGCCACCUGCAGGAGCGCCGCGACAGCUCCACCAGCACGGUCAGCUCCGCCUACACCGUGAGCCGCCGCUCCUCCGGCAUCUCCCCCUACUUCUCCAGCCGUCGCUCCAGCGAGGCGUCGCCCCUGGGCGCCGGCCGCCCCCACAACGCCAGCUCGGCCGACUCCUACGACCCGAUCUCCACCGACGCGUCGCGGCGCUCGAGCGAGGCCAGCCAGUGCAGCGGCGGCGGCGGCGCGGGGGCACUCAGCCUCACGCCGGCGCAGCAGUACAGCCUGCGGGCCAAGUACGCCGCGGCCACCGGCGGGCCGCCCCCGACCCCGCUGCCCGGCCUGGAGCGCGCGAGCCUGCGGACCAGGCUGGCGCCGCCCGCCCCCUGCCCGCGCCCGCUGGGGCCGCGGCGGGGCAGCGACACAGCCCACGGNNNNGGCCACGCGGGGCCCGCGCCCGCCUUCCCCCACGAGGCGCCGGGUGGCGGGGCGCGGCGGGCCAGCGACCCGGUGAGGCGGCCCGACGCCCUGGCCGCCCCGCGGGUGCAGCGCUUCCACAGCGCCCACGACGUGAACCCGGCCCCGCUGCUGCCCUGCGCCGACCGGCGAGGCCUCCGCCUGCCCGGCCUCGCGAGCGCCGACGGCGGCCUGGCCCGCGGCGCCUACUCGCCCCGGCCGCCCAGCAUCAGCGAGCACGUGGCCAUGGAGGCCUUGGCGGCGGGGGCGGACGGCGCGGGGCCCGAGAUCGGCCUCGUGCUGCCCGACGACGACUUCGUGCUGCCCGACGACGUGGUGCAGUACAUCAAGGCGCACGCCGGCGGGACCCUGGACGACAGCCCCCCACAGGCCUAUCCCCCGGAAAGCACCUGCUUCUCUGAGAACCCCAAACUGCCCAGCCCGGGGCUGCACGGCCAGCGCAGGAUGGUGGCCGCGGACUCCAACGUGGGCCCCGCCGCCGCGGUGCUGGGAGGCUGCCAGCUGGGCUACGCGGCUCCCCCCAGCCUGAACAAAAACAGCAUGCCGGUGCAGUGGAAUGAGGUGAGCUCCGGCACCAUGGACACCCUGGCCAGCCAGGGGAAGCCUUCGCCCUUUCCGCAGGGCAACCUGGCUGUGGCGCAGCAGAAGCCGGCCUUCGGCCAGUACCCAGGCUAUAGUCCGCAAGGUCUGCCGCUGAGCCCCGGGGCCCUGGACACCGCCCAGCAGGCACACUUUCAGCCCUGCGGGGGCGGCUCCUCCGUGCCUCGGAUAAAUUAUAUGCAGCAGCUGCGGCAGUCCGGGACAGGUGGGCAGUGUCCCAAUAUGACGACCACCGGGAGCCCCCACACCAACUAUGGGCAAGCCCACCCCCAGCUGAGCCCCAGUACCAUGGGUGGGGCCCUGAACCAGUACCCCCCAUCCUGCAGCAACAUGGCAGCCAAGCCAGUCCACCUGGGGCUCCCCCAGCAAAUGGAAGUUGCUCCCGAAGCCACCAUGAUGGGAGGCAACCGCAGGGAACUCGGAAUCCCCAAUUCCUCCCUGGCCGGGAUGCCACCCCUUCACUCGACCCAGAGCUACCCACAGCAGAGCCAUCACCUGGCGACCCCCAUGAGCCAGGAGGGCUACCGCCAGGGCCCCAACCUUCUGCCUUCCCAGCAACCCAGCUUCAUGGAGCCCCAGCAGGGCGCCGUGGGGGUGGCUGGAUCCAGCUUUGGCCUAGUGCAACCCCGGCCACCCGCUGAGCCCAGCCCUGCUGGCUGCCACCGGGGGGUGCGGGCUGGGCUGCAGCUGGCCUAUGCCAGGGCCACGGGCCACGCCAUGGCUGCUGUGUCGGCCAACCAGGAGAUGGCAGAUGGGCCCAAAGGAGCGAUGGGCAACAUGGUGUCCCGGCCUCCUCAGCCACCCCCACAGGACACGGCUGGGGCCCAGGACCACAGCAUGCUCUACUACUACGGCCAGAUCCACAUGUACGAACAGAACGGAGGCCUGGAGAACCACGUGGGCUGCCAGGUCAUGCAGCCCCAGCCACCGCAGCCACAGGCCUGCCCAGACAGCAUCCAGCCCCAGCCCUUGCCCUCGCCCGGCGUCAACCAGGUGUCCAGCACUGUGGACUCCCAGCUCCUGGAGGCCCCCCAGAUAGAUUUCGAUGCCAUCAUGGAUGAUGGCGAUCACUCGAGCCUGCUCUCAGGUGCCCUGAGUCCCAGCCUCCUCCACAGCCUCUCCCAGAGCUCCUCCUGCCUCACCACCCCCCGGAACUCCCUGACUCUGCCCUCCAUCCCCACGGGCAUCAGCAACAUGGCUGUUGGGGACAUGAGCUCCAUGCUCACCAGCCUGGCCGAGGAGAGCAAGUUCCUGAACAUGAUGACCUAAGGCCCCAGCUCCUGGCGCUCAGUGGACUCAGAGGAGGCAUCAUUUCCCAGAGCGUGGGGCUUCCGUCAAUUUUGUCUUUUUCCAAAAAAGUAUUAACUAGGUCUGAGGGAGUGUUGCCAGUGGCCGAUUCAGACCACAGAUGCUUUAAGGGCAGGUUUGUAUACAUCCUGUCUGGUCUUCUUUUGGGUUAUUUUUCGGAACAGUGAAAAAAGUCUCAAUGGGAAAGGCAAGGUAGAAAUGAAAAACUCGUUUGCACAGUGCUUCCCAGGUUUUGGUGUUUAUAGGACCAAAUUGUUCUAGCGUCUUCACCUCUGUCAUUUGGCUAAUGAGGGAUCCCGUUGGCCAAGGGGAAAGAAGGUAGAGGGAACCACAUUUGGGUUUGAAUCUGAAAGCCAUACUGGAUAUUCUAAUCCAGGAAGAUAAGCUUCUCAUUGCCCUACCUGCGAGGUAAAAGAA
This is a messenger RNA of Neomonachus schauinslandi (Hawaiian monk seal), 5196 nucleotides long. It is a transcript of the gene GLI2, whose product is annotated as GLI family zinc finger 2. The record is from RefSeq and is a predicted model, not a curated record. The transcript has 14 exons. Gene Ontology annotation, molecular function: DNA-binding transcription factor activity, RNA polymerase II-specific; RNA polymerase II cis-regulatory region sequence-specific DNA binding. Gene Ontology annotation, cellular component: nucleus. Bases 1 to 4740 code for a protein of 1579 amino acids. Gene Ontology annotation, biological process: regulation of transcription by RNA polymerase II; smoothened signaling pathway. Lineage: Eukaryota; Metazoa; Chordata; Mammalia; Carnivora; Phocidae.